Molecule: messenger RNA, 7607 nt
Organism: Pelodiscus sinensis (Chinese soft-shelled turtle)
Lineage: Eukaryota; Metazoa; Chordata; Testudines; Trionychidae
Source: RefSeq, a predicted model, not a curated record
AUGACUGGCACUGAGCAACAAGCUGGGGCGGUAUGCUGAAGCCAGGUUGGGGGCAGAAUGAGUUUAAAAGAUGCUGGCAGUGCAGCUUGCCAGGAGGAGGCGGCCUAUAAUCUUCAUAUUUACCCCCGGCUCGCGUCAGAAAGCGCCUCCUGCUGCAGAGUGACUGCAACUAAGGACAGCACCACUUCAGAUGUAAUCAAGGAUGUGAUCCAUAUUUUGAACUUGGAUGUCUCAAAGCAUUAUGUGCUUGUGGAGGUGAAAGAGUCGGGAGGUGAGGAAUGGGUACUUGAUUUGCAUGAUUCUCCUGUUCAUAGGGUUUUGCUCUGGCCUCGCCGUGCUCAGGAUGAGCACCCACAAAACGAUGGCUACUAUUUUCUUUUGCAAGAAAGAGACGCUGAUGGGGCCAUCAAAUACGUCCAUAUGCAACUGGGGUCUAAAGAGAAGGAUGCUCGACGGUUGGUUGAAAGGGGUUUUCUUCCAUGGCAUCAGGAAGAGUUGGAUGACUUAUGCAAUCUCUCCAAUUUAACAGAAAUGACACUCCUAGAGAAUCUCAAACGCCGCUUUCUAAAACAUAAGAUUUAUACCUAUGCAGGAAGCAUUCUGAUUGCUGUCAACCCCUUCAAAUUCUUGCCCAUUUAUAACCCCAAAUACGUCAAGAUGUACGAGAAUCAUCAGCUUGGAAAACUGGAGCCUCAUAUUUUUGCCAUCGCUGAUGUGGCUUAUCACACGAUGCUGAAAAAACAUGUCAACCAGUGCAUAGUCAUUUCAGGUGAAAGUGGAUCUGGAAAAACUCAAAGUACAAAUUUUUUAAUUCAUUGCCUCACCGCACUGAGUCAGAAGGGGUACGCAAGUGGUGUCGAGAGAACUAUUUUGGGAGCUGGACCAGUACUGGAGGCUUUCGGAAAUGCAAAAACAGCCCAUAACAACAACUCCAGUCGUUUUGGAAAAUUCAUUCAAGUCAACUACUUGGAGAAUGGCAUUGUACGAGGGGCUGUUGUUGAAAAAUAUCUGCUUGAAAAAUCUCGCCUGGUGUCUCAGGAAAAGGAUGAAAGGAACUACCAUGUAUUUUAUUAUUUGUUACUUGGAGUCAGUGAAGAAGAACGUAAAGAGUUUCACCUCAAGCAGCCAGAAGAUUAUUUCUACCUCAAUCAGCAUAACUUGAAAAUAGAAGAUGGGGAAGAGCUCCGUCAUGACUUUGAAAGAUUAAAACAAGCCAUGGAGAUGGUUGGCUUUCUUCCUGCAACUAAAAAACAGAUCUUUUCAGUACUCUCAGCUAUUCUUUAUUUGGGCAAUGUUACCUACAAGAGGAGAGCUACAGGCAGGGAUGAGGGUUUGGAAGUGGGACCCCCAGAAGUGCUGGACACCCUCUCUCAACUUCUGAAGGUCAAACGAGAAAUUUUAGUGGAGGUGCUGACAAAAAGAAAAACGGUGACCGCUAAUGACAAACUUAUCCUGCCCUAUAGUCUCAAUGAGGCUAUCACAGCUCGUGAUUCAAUGGCGAAGUCACUGUACAGUGCCCUGUUUGACUGGAUUGUUCUGCGAAUUAAUCAUGCGCUUCUUAAUAAGAAAGAUAUGGAAGAAUCUGUUACAUGCUUAUCCAUUGGUGUGCUCGAUAUAUUUGGAUUUGAAGAUUUCGAAACCAACAGUUUUGAACAAUUUUGUAUAAAUUAUGCAAAUGAACAGCUUCAGUAUUACUUCAAUCAACACAUUUUCAAAUUAGAACAGGAGGAGUAUCAAAGUGAAGGGAUCGCUUGGUAUAAUAUUGACUACACAGAUAAUGUGACCUGCAUUCACUUAAUCAGCAAAAAACCCACUGGCCUCUUCUAUCUGCUAGAUGAAGAAAGCAACUUUCCACAUGCCACCAAUCAGACCCUACUUGCGAAGUUCAAGCAGCAGCAUGAGGAGAACAAAUUCUUCGUUGGGACGCCAGUGAAGGAACCUGCUUUUAUCAUCCGGCACUUUGCAGGGAAAGUUAAAUAUCAGAUAAAGGAUUUCCGAGAGAAGAACAUGGAUUACAUGAGACCAGAUAUUGUUGCGUUGCUACGAGGUAGUGACAGUGCCUACGUUCGGGAGCUGAUAGGAAUGGACCCCGUAGCUGUGUUCCGCUGGGCUAUUCUGCGGGCAACAAUUCGAGCAAUGGCUGUCUUCGCGGAAGCAGGACGUCAAAGAGCCCAGAAAACUGCAGGCGUGGUGCGUCACGGACCACGGGUUCCCCUGGGAGAACUCCAGAGAGCAAACACACAAGUAGAAAAAGUUUAUCGACUUAGAGACUUGCAUGAUGAAAUCAUCAAGAGUAUAAAAGGCCUUCCCUGGCAGGGUGAAGAUCCCUGCAAGCUCCUUCGGUAUCUCAGCCGACUUCAGCAAUUCCAGAAGAAUAGAGGUACCAAACAGAAGCAGCUCAUUCCUAAGAACUUGCUGGACUCCAAGUCACUGAAGCUUAUAGUGAGCAUGACUCUGCAUGAUCGGACGACAAAAUCCCUCUUACACCUGCACAAAAAGAAGAAACCACCUAGCAUAAGUGCACAGUUCCAGAACUCCCUUAAUAAACUACUGGAGACACUGGGGAAAGCUGAGCCAUUUUUCAUCCGCUGCAUCCGCUCCAAUGCCGAGAAGAAGGAGUUAUUGUUUGAUGAGGGAUUGGUGUUGCAGCAGUUGAGAUAUACUGGCAUGUUAGAGACCGUGCGGAUCCGAAGAUCUGGUUACAGUGCCAAAUACACAUUCCAGGAGUUCCUAGACCAGUUUCAAGUGUUACUACCCCAACAUGCCAAAUCCUCGAAGGAGGAGAUCUCUGCUUACCUGAAUAAACUGAAACUGGACAAAAACAACUACCAAAUAGGGAAGACCAAGGUGUUCAUGAAGGAGGCAGAACGACAGGUGCUGCAGGACACACUACAUAAAGAAGUGAUUAGGAAGAUUGUUCUCCUUCAGAGCUGGAUCCGGAUGGUUUUGGAAAGGAGACACUUUCUCAGAAUGCGGCAGGCAGCCAUUACCCUUCAGACUUGUUGGCGUUCGUACCAAAGUAGGAGGGCUUCGGAGAGGACUAAGGCUGCCAUUUACAUUCAGUCAGCAUGGCGAGGAUAUAAGGAGAGAGAAUCCUACCAUCAGCGGAGGAAGAGAAUUUCCCUUGUGCAGGCUUUUGUCCGGGGGUACCUACAGCGCAAGAGAUUUCAACAAAUGAUUGCGGAAAAGCAACAGGAAAUGCAACAAGCUCAAGAGGAAGAGGAUCGUACGAGCCAUGAAGAUGGCAGUGAACUGGCAUUGGAGCAGUUGGCUAUUAUACAUGAAAUGCAGCCAGAUCAAGAUGCUGAACAGAUGGCAGCUGGAGUAGCUCAAUCUCAGAAUGCUCAAGAUGAAAACCGGAACCAAGCUACUGAAAAGGCCAUUUCUUCUCCGAAGAGCAUAGCAGAUGGCCAGGAGAAAGUCACAAGCAGUCGGGAGAAACGGGAAUCUCGCCGGCAAAGGGGUCUGGAACAUAAUAAUUUACAGAAUAAGCACAUCCUGUUUCCCCUAGAGGAGCCGGCUUUCGUAUGUCAUGAAGAAGAAUCUUCUGCUGAAGAGGUUCCAGAAACAGUCCAAGAGCCAAACAAGUUCACUGCCGAAGACACAGUCCUUCCAAAAAGUACAGAGGAAGAGAGAAUCCCAGUAGAAGAAAACAAAACCAUUUCAGACACGCAGGUCCCAAAUGAAACACCUGACAGUGUUUCCUUUCCCAAUCAGUCAAAUGAAACCAAACAGGAAAUAGUAGAUGAUAAGGACAUUGAUAAACUGAACAUUGAAGAGAACCAAAAGAAGCAAUUAAAAGUCAGUCAGAGCUUUACCUGUUCUCAAAGGCCAUCCGACCUUGCGCUGAACAUUAAAAAUAAUCUUUCUGCCACCAGAAGCUUUCAAAGCGCAGAUGAGCAUUACAAAGAUAAAAAUAAACACCGAAUCACCAAGGUGGACAAAGAUCUGGACAGCCCCACCGCUUUCCAGAUCCAGAGGUAUCUGGAUGACCCGGACAAACUGAGGGACAAGCGGGAGAAAUGGAAAGGAAAGAGACAGUCAGAGGCUAAUCAGAAUGAUAUGCUGAGCCAGUCUUUGGAUGAAAGAAACCGGUCUGAUCAAUCUCUUCAGACCUUACUAGAAAAGAAGGGGACCGCUUCUUCUCUGGAUGACAUCGCUAACCUUGCUCAGUCUGUCGCCAUGAUUCAGCCAUCGCUAGAAACAGUGGAGGUGGAGAAGACGAACAAGAAACAGAUUGUGCAAAAGAAGUCCAGUGAACCGUUAUCGCCCUUGGAUUUGGGUGUCUCAACGCAGACACCUAGCCAGACAAUCGAUGUCAAAUCCACAUAUAAAAGUCCUCUACGCCGGCUGCUGGGAAAGAAACCAGAGAAGAAAUAUGCUAAAGAGAGUCCUGAUGUAAUGGAGGAAGGAGAAAAUCUCGCUCUUCUAUCAUGUAUUCUGUUUACAGAAGCAGUGGAGUCACAAAAAUUAUCAGAAGCCCCGAGUCGCCCACAGGCAGGAGAGCGACAUGUGAAAGAAACUAGCAAAGGGAAAAGAAACCGCACUAUUAAAAUCAGCAAGAUUUCCAAAGUGUCUGAAAAGUGGCCAGCAUCUGUGUUCCGUGAGAUUACAAAUGCCAAUGAGCUGAAAUACCUCGAUGAGUUCCUUCUGAACAAGAUAAAUGACUUGAACUCCCAGAAGUCUGCUAUUGAAUGUUUAUUUUUUGAAGCCACAGAAAAGUUUCGAGGAACUAUCAAAACAAUGUAUUCUGUUCCUAAUGGGCAAAUCCAUGUCGGCUAUAAAGAUCUGAUGGAAAACUAUCAGCUCCUAGUGGUAAAUCUGGCGAAAGAGAGAGAAGAGAAAGACGUCAAGCUGGUUUUAAAUCUCUUCCAGUCCCUUCUCGAUGAGUUUUCCCGAGGAUAUGCAAGAAGAGAAGAGUCAGAGCAGCACAAGCAAAGCAAAGCCCAGAAGAAGAAACGAAAACAAGAGCGCCUAAUUGAGGAGCGCAAUGGUCAUGUGUUUACCAGCUGCCAAGUGAGCAUCCGGCAGUCAUGUGAACAGUGUUCAUCCUACAUCUGGCCUAUGGAGAAGGCCUGUCUUUGCAGUAUUUGCAAGCUGAUUUGCCAUAAGAAGUGCAUGUCCAAAACUCAGAGUUGCUGCACAUCGCCCUGUGGAAAGAAGGAUGACCAAGAUGCAGAGCCCCGUCACUUCGGAGUGUGUGUGAGUUCCUUAACGAGCGAUAAGAACACAGUCCCCGUUGUCAUGGAGAAACUGCUUGAGUAUGUGGAGAUGCAUGGCCUGUACACUGAAGGAAUCUAUAGGAAAUCGGGGUCAGCAAAUCGCAUGAGGGAGUUGAAACAGUUGCUGCAGACGGAUCCAAAUUCAGUGAAACUCGAGAAUUAUCCCAUUCACACCAUCACUGGCAUCCUGAAGCAAUGGCUACGGGAGCUACCCGACCCACUCAUGACUUUUGCACAGUACAGCGACUUUCUCCGAGCAGUAGAGCUACCCGAAAAGCAGGAGCAACUUGUUGCCAUUUACACUGUCCUUGAACAACUUCCACAAGCCAAUCACAACACCCUGGAGCGACUCAUCUUUCAUCUUGUCAAAGUGGCUUUAGUAGAAGACAUCAACCGCAUGUCACCCAAUGCUCUGGCCAUUGUCUUUGCUCCGUGUCUCCUGCGCUGCCCUGAUAAUUCUGACCCACUGACCAGCAUGAAGGACGUCUCAAAGACAACCGUGUGCGUGGAAAUGCUAAUAAAGGAGCAGAUGAGAAAAUAUAAGUUAAAAAUGGAUGAAAUUAACCAGCUGGAAGUAGCUGAGAGCAUUGCUUUCCGUCGACUUUCUUUGCUCCGGCAGAACAUGCUCUGGCCUGUAAAACUUGGGUUUUCUUCUCCUUUUGAGGGGGUGCUGUGUAAAAGCCCCCAAGACAAAGGAAAUGACAACAACUUCCCCAAGCUGGAGUCGCUGCGGGAGGAAGAUGAGGCAUCUGAUGUUGAUAACCGGGAGAAGGAGAUUCUGAUCGAACGCAUACAGUCAAUCAAAGAGGAAAAGGAAGACAUAACUUACCGAUUACCUGAGCUGGACCAGCGAGGCUCUGAUGAGGAAAAUCUGGACUCUGAGACAUCAGUGAGCACGGAGAGCCUACCAGGGGACCGAAUAGGACGGCUGGACACUGAAGGAACCACAUUGUCUGAAUUCCAGGGCCAUGGUCAGUGCCCCAACAUGCCUGCCAAAGUCUCUUGCCAAGGUCCCAGCAUUUCUUGUCCACUGGCCUCCACAGUCUCAAAUCCAUUUACAAGGCACAGACUAUCCUCAAUGCAGGUUAAAACGAAAGUCCCCUGUCGAAAUCCCGUAAUGCCCACAGCAAAUAUAAAACUUCCCUAUGGGAUUUCCAAACGGACAGAAUCCCAGGGAAGAAUAUUGGCUGCUGUAUCCUCUGAGCCAGUGGUGAGACGGAGGGACCGGCCAGCCAGGCGAACUGAUAAAAUUCACUCUGUGUAUGUUGCACAAAGGUCAGUUGUGGUCCAAGCUCAGGAAUCUUUGGACGAAUAUGAACCAACAGCAAAAGUGAAGCGGAGAUUUUCAGACCCUUACUCUCACAUGUCAUGCAUAGAGGAAUGAAAUAUUUAAAAUUUGGGAUUUUUUUUUUUUUUAAUGAGAACUGUAGCUUUUGGCUCUAAUCCGCCUUGGCAGAUGAUGAACUUGUGCACUUGGCGUAAGCAGUCACCGGACGUGCAGUCGGGAACUCUCAGCACUCUAAGGGUGAAGCAGAGUUGCUUAAAAACAAGGAAUAUCCUGCUUUUUGUAAACAAAAGCAACUUUGGAGGGUGGAGUAGGCUCUAAAACAGUUUCGGUCACGGAGCAAAAUACUGGGACUUGAGUCUGCAAAAAACCCUCAGUUUCUCCUGCUGUGCUGCCUUGUAUUUGCUUACGAUGGGCUGUAAUAGGCCCGACUGAGUUAGUCACUAGGUUUUUCCAUAUUCCAUUUUUUUAUGUUUUAUGAAAAGUUCUUUUUGUUUACAAAACUGUUAACGUACUUGUCUUAACUGAGACCAAAAACAUAUCCAAAUGUUUAUUAAUACAUUGCACUUUUUAAAAACACGUGUUAUCAAUGUCCUAUUGCUACAAUGUCCGCCCUUCUUGAGAGCUCUUGAGUAGAAAGAAGACACUUAAUUCUGACCAAAAGUGGAUCGGCUUUCUUGAGAUUCAUGCCUUUUCCCAACACUUCCUUAAAAGGAUUUGGAAGAGUUCUGCAGGGUAAAUACCAAUCACCAAAGGCGUUGGUUUUCUGAGAGUUCAGUGCUUUGCAUACAAGUAUAAUCACAUUGCUCAGUAAAUGCAGUUGUCACAGUUGGGCAACUUUGUGCAAGCCUUUGUUCAGCAUCUGUUGUGCAUCACAGUGCUGCAAAAGUCAUCAAGCAUGAGCACAUGCAAGCACAAACAGCUUCUAAAACUUGGGCCAUGUGAGUCAACCCCCAGCUCUCCUCUACCAGUGUGAACUGGGAGCAUAGACGGGGCAGCAGGCUUUCCGCUGAUACGAAGAACUCCAUUUGAACACUGCGUACAGAUGUGGUCACCUCAUCUCAAAAAAGAUAUAUUGGAAAAGGUUCAGAAAAAGGCAA